AAUGUAAAAAUAUACUCAGAGCUUCUGGGCUAUUAAUAAAAAAGCGCUCGGGUUUCUCCGCCCACAGAAAAGUGGACAGAAGGACAAAAGGACAGAGAGACAGGAGGACAGUAAGAGAGAGAGACGUGGGGUUUAACACAAACGCAGGACGGUUUUGAUUUUGCAUCACGGUUGAUGGAGGGAGGACUGAAAGCGCAAAGGUGUUUUGCUGCAAGGAGUGCCUGUAUACAGUAGAGUUUCUAUCCAAUCAGAUUGCAGCCAACACAUCGCGUGUGGUCAGGGUCAAAGGAGGCGAUGUUGACAUUAUGUGUUGUGUUGUUCCUGCUCCUGCCUGCAUCAUCUCUGGGCAACAACUGCUCUGAACACUGCAAAGCCUGUGGAGGACCUGAAAGAAACCAGUGCCUGCAGUGUCUACCAGGGUUUACGCUGCACGACAAUGUGUGUGUGGACAUUGAUGAGUGUGGGACAGAUUUGGGCAAGUGUCCAGAUAACACCUACUGCAUCAACACACAUUCUACUUACGAGUGUAGAAGUUGUGACCGGGCGUGUAUGGGCUGUAUGGGCAGUGGUCCUGCUCGCUGUAAGAAAUGUGCUCCAGGCUACAGAUCCUCUAAUCUCAAGUGUUUAGACAUAGACGAGUGCAGUGAAGAGGUGUUGCCCUGCUCAGAUAUCAAUGCUCUGUGUGUGAAUACUGAAGGAUCAUUUCAGUGCACCUGUGCACCAGGUUUUACACUCAAAGGCACGGUGUGUGUGAGGAACCAGACUCCUGUCGGAGAGGAACCUGGCUUGUUCGAUGAUCUUCAGGAUGACGAGGUGGAGGUGCUGAAGCAGAUGUUCUUCGGCGUGAUCCUGUGUGCUCUGGCUACACUAGCGGCUAAAGGAGACAUGAUGUUCACCUCAAUGUUCAUUGGGGCUGUGGCGGCUAUGGUGGGCUACUGGCUCUCAGACAAGAGCGAUCAGCUGUUGGGCAGUUUCCUGAGGGGCAGAUAAAGUGCCCAGGAGGGCAAAGAGGACAGAGACUGAGAAGAGGAAAAGGACAACAGCAUGGACUGGAACUCCACAUUAUACUCAAUAUACUUUUUGCUACAUGUUUGUAUUAAGUGCACACAUUUAGGUUGAUCCUUGUGAGCAAUUUGAGGUUAAAAACAGCGAUUAUACAUGUAAUGUAGACAUUAGGGGUGUAACGGUACACAUAUUUGUACAGGACUAUUUUGUUAGAGGGUUUUCGGUACAUGCGUAACGAGUACAAUUCUUGUUUUACAUGCGGAAGUGUUCCAAUCUAAUUUCCUUCAUGAAAUUAAGUGGCGAACCACAAGUGUGUUUAGUUUCCGCCUCGCACUUCGAGCCCAGUGGACUGGAACUGGAAACGUGAUUUGUACUGUGCACGUAAAGAAAAUGCAUGAGUUUGCCAUUGACAAUGUUUUUAUUACAGUCUAGAGAUAUGGAUUCUUUUACAUUUUAUGUACAACUUCAGGAAUGUAUCUAAAACUCUUUUUUAUUUUUCUAUAACAUUUAAACAAUUUCUUUUAUUUUAUUGAAUACAUUUACUAUGUUCCUGUUUAUUCAAUUACUUUAAUCAGUGAAUCAGUAUAAUAAAAGUGUACUGCAUUGAUUUGAUCUAAUAAAUUCAAAUGUUUAUAAAUUGUAAACUGCUGAUGUUCACAAAUGUAAACAAUAAUAAAAUACAAAGUUAAUAAUUAAGACAAGUGAUAUUAUGUGUAUUAUUUCUUCCCCUGACUGUUCUGAAAUUAAACUGAACUGUGAAUUAAAAACUGAGGUACAAACCGAACCGCGACUAUUGUGUACCGUUACACCCCUAAUAUGCAUCAAUCAGAUAGAACAUGAAUCAGAAUGAAUGUUAAAUAAAUUGGAUAAAAACUUCUUGA
Messenger RNA from Silurus meridionalis, 1886 nucleotides. It is a transcript of the gene creld1a, whose product is annotated as protein disulfide isomerase CRELD1. Lineage: Eukaryota; Metazoa; Chordata; Actinopteri; Siluriformes; Siluridae. Gene Ontology annotation, molecular function: calcium ion binding. The record is from RefSeq and is a predicted model, not a curated record. The transcript is spliced from 7 exons. Bases 295 to 990 code for a protein of 231 amino acids.